Asterias rubens (European starfish) is the source of this 1694-nucleotide messenger RNA. RefSeq names its product leucine-rich repeat flightless-interacting protein 2-like. The coding region runs from base 408 to 1694 and encodes 428 amino acids. Gene Ontology annotation, biological process: regulation of DNA-templated transcription. NCBI's taxonomy places the organism in Eukaryota, Metazoa, Echinodermata, Asteroidea, Forcipulatida, Asteriidae. The transcript is spliced from 13 exons. The record is from RefSeq and is a predicted model, not a curated record.
GACCAGUGUUGAGCAAGGGGUUUUCCGGUUACCCGCGGGGUUACUGUACUGAUAAUAGCAAAACAGGAAGAAUUUUAUGCGUUGUGAAAACUCAAGACUUCGGAAUGCUGCAAUAUCUUCAGAAAAAAAGACGAUAAUUUCACCAAGUGUCUAUAUUUGGUUCGAACACAGCUAUAUUGACUCAAUAUAUCACACUAAAAGAUAUGGAACCAUCGUCGAUAGGAUGAUUCAGAACAAGUCAUCCUAUUCAACAGCUGUCAUCUUUUGCAGCAAGUUUCCAGAGCGCCAGGUCCAAUUUUCAAUCCAGGACAAUUCUCAUAUUCAAGGCAAACCUUUAAAAAAAGGCUCUCAAAACACUUCAGUUGCCGAACGUUUUACAGACUGGUGCUAAUUUAUUCGGAACCACAAUGAGUACUGCAACAACCAAUGGAGGCAGCGGCCAGACUGUCCUCAGUCCAGGCGCCAGCCCUGGGGUUAGUGGGCGAAAGCGGCAAACCAACAGAGCUUACAAAGCAGAGGAUCAGGCACUCUCAGAAAUCACACAGGAGGCUGAGGCUCGUCUGGCCAAGAGGCGUCAAGCGAGGGCCGAAGCUCGUACAAUCAGAAUGAAGGAGCUGGAACGGAUGCAGAGAGAGGCGGAGGAGCAAAUGGACAAGGAGUACGAGCAACAGAAAGAGGAAAAGAAAACACAUCGCCUCAGACAAAUCAUGAAAAUUGGGGGAACAGCUCCACCCGUAGUGCCCAACUCUAGUGGAGGGAGCUCAUCACGGAGGGGUAGCGAAGACUCCACGGAAUUUGAAUCAGCUAGCAUCAAGAGUUAUACAUCUGAAUCUAUGGGUGAUGAACCCAGUCCUCAAGAAACGGAGGCGCUAGCGGAGCUUGAAGAAAAAUACAAGAAGGCUAUGAUGAACAAUGCACAGCUUGACAACGAGAAAGCCACCUUAAUAUUCCAGGUGGACAUGCUGAAGGAUCUACAAGAAGAUAUGGAAGAAAUUAUGAUGGAGGUACAGCGGGAAGCAAGAGACAAACACAGGGAACUUGAAAGCAAAAAGAGAGAGAACCUCUUACUAAAUAAAGAAGUAGCAACCUUGAAAGAAAUGGUAUCACAACGAGACACACUUAUAGCUGAAAACGGUCUUCUCCUGGUUGGCAACGAGGAACGUCUCUCAGACGAUGACAUCACCGAGAGUGACACGUCACACAGACCCAAACUUCCCAAAGUCGGGACGAUAGUCGUCGUAUCACCAGAGGCAGCAGAACUCCUAGAGGUUGUUGGGGAUGGACCUCUUGAUGUUCGGCUAAAGAAAUUCGUAGAGGAAAGAAAGGAACUCCUAGAAAGAAUAAGAAGAUUAGAAAUUGAUUUAGAAGAGGAGAAAGAGAAAGUAGCCACAGCUGAGAAGCGACGACCGCAUCAGAGCACCUCCUUCAAUGGUCCUGAUAUAGAGAUGCUAGACAUCCAAAGAGAAGCCAGUCGGCAAGUCAACGAAUACAGAUUCAAGUACCAGAAAGCUGAACAAGAAUUGCAAACACUAGAAGGGCAUGUAAUGAGGUUAGAAAGUCAACUCAAACGAUGCAAAACGUCGUCUGAAACAGCAGAGAAGGUCGAAGAGGAGCUCAAACAGGAACGACGUAAACUCCAAAGAGAGGUACGGGCGGCGCAGGGCCUUUUUAUCAUUAGAAUGUUUAAUUUCUGA